GACGGGUUGCUCACAAGCGGUGCUGACUUCAGUCGGGCUCUGCAGAAACUGUAUCCAAAGCUCUUUAUCUAUGACCUUGACGAGAUGGGUCCAGAGUUGAGAGCGCGGGCGGUAGACGAGCUGCGCCAGCUCGAUGCCAACGUGGAGCAGUCUUGGAAACAGUUCAGCGCUGGAGCACUACGUCCAAGACAGACGUGGCAAGAAGCCCCUGCAGUGCCUACGUCUUCAUCCUGUCCCGGUGCGAAGGCGCAGGAUAUUGCGCACACUCCCCCAAAUGGGGAGUGUGCACUGAAGCCAGUAGAUGUGCAGAGCCCGGGCGAAGUCAGGGAACUGUCACGUGUGUCGAGCUCUUCGCAAAUCUUGCAACCAAGAGCUUUUCCAAGGGAGACACCGUGGAACGGAUCCUCAGUUGCGAGGUUUAUCCAAGCAGACGUGCAAGCGGCAACUCCAGCAAGACAAAGGAGUGUGGAGGCCGUGCCUGUGCGGAACAACUCCGCCAGGAUACUUCCGGCCGUACCAUACCAGGGAGUUCUUCCAGCGAGGACACUGGAACAAGCCGAUCUGCGCAGCAUUUCUCCCAGGGUAUUGACGGCGUCUCCCUCUCAGACGUCGCUGCUGCACAGGGCCCAGGAGGUCAGCAGCUCCCCCAGGUUGGUGCCAGUGGCAGCUCUGCAGCCAAGCAGUCUUCCAAGGCAAAUAGCGCUCUCCGCUGCGCCGGUAGUUUCGGCCGCGCUGACUCCGAGGAGCGUCUCCCCGCGGCUGCAGGAGCAGAGGAGUGCCUCCCCCUGCAUCCUGCCUGAAAGGCCUUGCUUUGUGGCCAAUGGCUUACCAACGCAGGCCCAGGGCUGCCGGGCGCCAAUUCAUACCGCUUGGCUGGAUCCUUCAACACCGCGGAGAUCCCUCCCCUCACCGCCUAUGAGUUUGCAGCAUUUGCAGCGACAACCUGGCUUUCAGCAAUGUGGCCUCCCACCUCCCCCAGGCAUUUCCUUCACCUUGAAACCAGAGCUUCCCAAGCUCCAGCUACAGCCCAUGGCUCUCGCCGUGAGCUCCCUUGCUUCGUCUAGCGGACCUAGCGGGCCAAGCGCAGGAACACCCCGUCUAGCGCCCCUCUCGCCCAGGGUUCCAGGGCUUUUCUGA
This is a messenger RNA of Symbiodinium pilosum, 1137 nucleotides long. The record is from the annotation of a GenBank genome assembly. Lineage: Eukaryota; Dinophyceae; Suessiales; Symbiodiniaceae.